This is a messenger RNA of Amphimedon queenslandica, 732 nucleotides long. RefSeq lists its product as uncharacterized. The transcript has 3 exons. Gene Ontology annotation, molecular function: DNA binding. Lineage: Eukaryota; Metazoa; Porifera; Demospongiae; Haplosclerida; Niphatidae. Bases 1 to 732 code for a protein of 243 amino acids. The record is from RefSeq and is a predicted model, not a curated record.
AUGGCUGAAGCAGUAACGAAAAGUUGGGAUGAACCUGGACUUGAAGAGUCUGGAGAUGACUGUGAAACAGAUAGCUCUAGUGUUCCCAGCACUAUUUCCAGUCCUUCAUUAGCUUUGACAAACUUGGUUCAGAAGAAGAGUACCAAGUUGGUUGUGUGGAAGUACUUUGGAUUCGUUCAAGAUGAAAAUGGUCAGCCAACAGAACUUGACACUCCUAAAUGCAAGAUAUGUUUACAAACUGUUAAAGCUAAGUGCGGAAACACCAGCAACUUGUUUACUCAUUUAAGAACAUUUCACCCUAAAGAAAACAAGAAGCUAUCUAAAAGUAGUGGCCAGUUAUCUAUACAAGAGUCUAUACAGCAGACAAAGAAAUAUCACUUUAGUCGACUUGCUAUUCCUUGUCUUUAUGAAGACACUCGUCACAAUUUAGAAAGCAAACUAGCUUCUUCUAGUACUAAGUGUAUUGUUCUCUUUUUGUCUACGUCUGAUCUUUGGUCGUCUCAUACUAGUGAUCCGUUCUUAGUCUAUACAAUUCACUACAUUGAUUCAAACUGGACUAUGCAGACUCGUUGUUUAAAAGCCCUGUACCUUCCUCAAGAUCACACUGGGGAAAACAUUGAAGAGGCUCUUGGGCUAAUUUUAGAAGAUUGGAAAUUAUCCUCUCAAAAGCAAGUUGCCAUUACAACUGACAAUGGAAGCAAUAUUAAACUAGUUUGUAAUCUUUUACACUGA